This is a messenger RNA of Mytilus trossulus (common blue mussel), 1676 nucleotides long. RefSeq lists its product as uncharacterized. Gene Ontology annotation, molecular function: protein binding. The record is from RefSeq and is a predicted model, not a curated record. Bases 38 to 868 code for a protein of 276 amino acids. Lineage: Eukaryota; Metazoa; Mollusca; Bivalvia; Mytilida; Mytilidae. The transcript is spliced from 3 exons.
UCAGAUCGUUAGACGACAAGAUUGGUUCCUUCCAGAUAUGGCACAAGUUUUGGCAGUUCAAGGAGACGUAAGACAUGGUUUUUGUUACAACUGCACUUUCAACCAUGACUUCGCCCGAAUAACUGGACUAGCAGCUUCAUCUAAUGGCAAUCUUGUUUUAUGCGACCAUAACAACAAGACUCUUAUUUUAGUUGACAAUAUUGGAAAUUAUAUUACCAAGCUGAAUGUAGACAGUGAGCCAUUCGAUGUGGCUAUUACAUUUCAAAAUGUAGGAUAUAUUACUCAGCCUAAUACAAGAUCUGUAUUGCAGAUAGAUCCAGAGAGGAUGGUUGUUCUAUCGAAACACACAUGCAACGAUUUAAAGACUACCCUGACAUCAACGGUUAAGGGUUUAGGAUCAUUUGUCGUAAAUGAGAAGGGAUAUUCCUUCAUAUAUGAUUACUCAAACAUAAGUGCCAUUGGAGACACUGGAGCAUACACAGGUAAUAAAGGAGUUUGUAUUGGAACUGGUGUUGUGAAGACACAUACAGUUGAUCAAGAAACUUAUUUUUCUUGUGCAGUUGGCACAAAUGAUAUAAUGAUCAGAAAGAGAGGAAUUCAAGCUUAUAGUACUGAAAAAGAUUCUAGCAUCACAACAAUUGACACACCGACUGAUAUAUGUUCUAAUGAUAACAGUCACCUCUACGUCAGUGGACAAGGUUCAAACAACAUACACAGACUUACACAGGCGGGAAAGGUGAUAGAUAUACCACUUCAUUCUCAGCAUGGAAUAAAACAACCGGUCGCCAUGUGCUUCAACAAAACCUAUACUAAAUUAUACAUUGUCAAUGAAUGGGGAAAAUCAGUUUUGGUUUUUAACGUUUGUUAAUGAUUGAUCACAAUGAUCUUUGAUGUCCUAUUUAUGGGCAUUAUGUGCUCUGGUUUGAGCGUUCGUUCGUUCGUCUGUCCGUCCGUCCGCCCGUUUGUCCGUCUGUCCCGCUUCAGGUCGAAGAAAUAUUUGAUGAAGUUGAAGUCCAAUCAACUUAAAACUUCGUACACGUGUUCCCUAUGAUACCGUACAGCGGCUUAUUUUCGCAGGUGUAAAAUUUCGCGAAUUUCAUUGAAUAAGAUUUACGAAAUAUUUUGGCGGUUUUUAUUUUGGUGGAUUAUUGAUACCAUUGCAUUAGCUCUUUAAAUUGGUGGAUUUUUUUUUAGCGCUUUUGAUCUAUCCGCGAAAAAAAUCGAAAAUUAACACCACGCGAAAUUAACCCGCUUUUCGGCAUGAUCUUUCCAAUUUUAAUGCCAAAUUAGACAUUUCCCCCCAUUUUUCACAGUCCACUGAACAUAGAAAAUGAUAGUGCGCAUAGGGCAUCCGUGUACUUGGGACACAUUCUUGUUUUUAAAUAUUCUAGUCAAAUACACCAUUAGAUGUAUGAUUGUUGUAUUUUAUAAUUGUAUGCUAAAUUAAUUAUAUUUUCGCAAAAGUGAUACGCAAAUCCAAUGUAUAGUACCCCGGAUAAAGUAUUAAUGGUAAAACUUAUGAUGCAUAUUAUAAUUAAUUUUAUGCAACAAAAUGACUUGGUUAUCUAGUGAUUUGCUUUAAAUAAGGACUAACAUAUUUUCUCUUGUGCAUGUAUGUAUCUGUUGGUUAAUAUUUUUUGGAUAUUGCUUUUGCUCAAAACAUUUUUCUGACAAAU